Messenger RNA from Haliotis rubra (blacklip abalone), 2262 nucleotides. RefSeq lists its product as uncharacterized. The record is from RefSeq and is a predicted model, not a curated record. Gene Ontology annotation, molecular function: protein binding. The transcript has 10 exons. The coding region runs from base 1 to 2262 and encodes 753 amino acids. NCBI's taxonomy places the organism in Eukaryota, Metazoa, Mollusca, Gastropoda, Lepetellida, Haliotidae.
AUGGUUUAUCUGAAUGUGUUUAUUGUGCACGAUAUCCAGGACCCGCUGGUGAAGGUUUACUACAACAUCAGUGGAGAGGACCUGGAGGAUGAGGGAAUUGUGCAAACAUUCAACAUCAGCACCAAAGACUUGUCUUCUACAUCUUCUGUAUUCGUCACCAUGUGGGCAGUAAACGGUGUGGGCCUCAAGAGCAGCCCCCUCCAUUCCGAGCUGGUUCUGGGAGAAGGAGGCGAGCUAGAGUUGGUGAGACGUUGCAGCUCCUACAACUGUGAGGGACACUGUGUCUGUGCUGCCCAGGACAGGACAUGUGGCAGUAGUCAAGGGUGCAGAAUUUUGGACAAUGGCAUGGGGAAUUCUUCACUGACAGUCAUAGACACCACUGAUCUGAAAUCCCUUGAAUCUCCUGUGUUGGGGAAUGACGUGGACUUCUCUCCCUUUGACUCAUUCCUUGCAGCAUCAUGGACGGUAACCAACACAAAGUCCACACAACCCGUGAGGUACGAGUUCAGUGCCGGACAUUCAAGUGGGACAUACCCGACAGGAAUAUAUACGGAAAGUAUCGAACGAGUGUGGUUUGAUGCAGGACCUUUAAUGUCUGCAGUCAUAACUCUACCCAAAGGGCGUGAGCUGACACCAAGACUCAGCUACAGUGUAUUUGUGCGGACAUGGUAUGACGAGAACACAUACAACAUCUACAAAUCCGAUGGCGUCAUCAUUGAUAUAUCAGCACCAAGAACAACUUCACUGCAAGGAAUAGCGGUGAAAGAACACAUGGAAUCUGGAGACAGGAAAGACAUCGACUACCAACAUCGCGUAGAUAGGAUAUACCUGAGCUGGAAGAAUGUACUGAUGGACACACAGACAGGACUCCUGAAAUACAGGGCUUACACAAGUACUUCACCUGGCGGUUACAGCAUACAUGCGUCGUCUGACAUGACUGCCACGAACUGUACAGUGUCUGGGUUGUCUCUGGAAUCGGGAACAAUGUACUACUCCAAUAUCCUUGCAUAUAACAAAGCAGGACUGGUUGCCUGGGCAUUCUCAGAUGGGGUGCAGAUUGAUGUCACGGCACCAGUAGCAGGGACUGUAGAAGAUGGAGACGGGUCCGGUGAUGUUGACUACCAGUCCUACCAGACACGGGUAUCUGCCUCCUGGUUUGGGUUUGCUGACAAGGAUUCCACAAUCAGCAAGUAUUUCUGGUGUGUUGGUUCAACUAAUGAUACAUCUGGAUGCAGCAUCGUGGAUUGGCAGGAUGUGGGGCUACACACAUCAGCAAGGGCACGCCUGGAGUCACCACUUGUUGAUGGAAUACAAAUAUGGACGAAGGUUUAUGCAGUAGACGUUGUUGGCCACACAUCUACAGUGGUUGUAUCAGAUGGGGUCAUCAUUGAUUCAUCGCCACCUGAAGUUAAGGACAUUGCCUAUCUAGGGGAAAAUCUGGUGUCCAAUCCCUCCUUUGAGGAAAGCACUAGCCAAUCCACUGACUGUCAUCCUGAACUACCUUCAUGGAAGGCUGGGAGGCACUCCUGCAUCAAGCUACUGACACCUGGUGGUCACCAUGCCACACACGGGAUAACAAUAGUUUAUGUACGAGGCAGCAUACAGCAGAAUGUCAUGAACCUUGACGUUGGCAGAAGAUAUAAAGCCACCAUCCAUGUUGGGUAUCCUUUGGACAUUACUGUCAACCAGAAAGUAGUAGAAGGUUUCAUAUCGUUUGGGAAUGACGUCUUUACCUUCAGCCUCGAUCCACACCUAUGUGUAGACUCGUGUUAUGGUACAGAUGGACGAGUCAUUCUGUGGAGCCAGUAUAGCUUCAGUUUCCUGGCACAGAACGCCACAACACCGCUGAAGAUUGGGACGUCUUCAAUCAGCAUGGAAAUGGCCCUGGAUCACGUGUUGUUGCAAAGAGUGGAUCAUGUAGGGAAUGCAGAUACUCUGGAAACAGAAAGUAACAUCAAGAUUCAAGCUGUCUUCCGGAAACACUGGUCAUCAGUCCAUGUAUCUUGGCACUUUCAUGAUGGAGAGUCUCCACUUGUAGAAUACACAAUGGCUGCGGGUACUGUCCCCGGAGGAACUCAGGUGCAGGGCUUUAAGAGUGUUGGUCGACACGCACAUGGAACUCUGUCCGGUCUGAGACUGUCCCACAAACAGAAACUGUUCCUGACCAUCACUGCCAGGAAUGCUGCUGGUCUCACAACCGUCUCCCGCCCUGAGCCCAUCACUAUCGACAUGACCCCCGCCGGUGUUCUCUCACAUCAAUGA